AUGGUAAAGCAGAUCAAGAGCGAGUAUGCUUUUCAGGAAGCCUUGAACAGUGCAGGGGAUAAACUUGUAGUAGUUGACUUCUCAGCCACGUGGUGCGGGACUUGCAAAAUGAUCAAGCCUUCCUUUCAUUCCCUGUCUGAGAAGUAUUCCAACGUGGUGUUCCUUGAAGUAGACGUGGAUGACUGUCAGGAUGUUAUAUCAGAGUGUGAAGUCAAAUGCAUGCUGACCUUCCAGUUUUUUAAAAACGGACAGAAGGUGGGUGAAUUUUCUGGAGCUAAUAAGGAAAAACUUGAAGCCACCAUAAAUGAAUUAAUCUAAUUAUGUUUUCUGAAAAUAUAACCAG
This is a messenger RNA of Neomonachus schauinslandi (Hawaiian monk seal), 343 nucleotides long. Its product is annotated as thioredoxin-like. Gene Ontology annotation, molecular function: protein-disulfide reductase activity. Lineage: Eukaryota; Metazoa; Chordata; Mammalia; Carnivora; Phocidae. The record is from RefSeq and is a predicted model, not a curated record. Bases 1 to 318 code for a protein of 105 amino acids. The transcript has a single exon.